Triticum aestivum (bread wheat) is the source of this 1647-nucleotide messenger RNA. RefSeq names its product putative F-box/FBD/LRR-repeat protein At5g22670. The transcript has 3 exons. Gene Ontology annotation, molecular function: protein binding. Bases 24 to 1484 code for a protein of 486 amino acids. The record is from RefSeq and is a predicted model, not a curated record. Lineage: Eukaryota; Viridiplantae; Streptophyta; Magnoliopsida; Poales; Poaceae.
CUCCGUCUCGCCAGCCACGCGACAUGAAGAAGAAAAAGAAGGCGGUGGAACCAGCGGCCAAGAGUAGCAGGCCACGGAAGCGGAGCCGCGACGGUGAGCUCGACGGCGAUCUCAUCAGCCACGGUGAUCUCAUCAGCAAACUCCCCGAUGACAUCCUCUGCACAAUCAUCUCCCUCCUGCCCACCAAAGACGGCGCACGCACCCAGGUUAUCGCUCGCCGAUGGCGUCCCCUCUGGCGCUCAGCGCCCCUCAACCUCGACGCCUCCAAACACCUCUGCUCCAACGACUUCAAGCGCUUCUCCCUCAUCUCCAAGAUCCUCUCCGACCACCCUGGCCCCGCCCGCCGCUUCGUCAUCUAUUCCAUCCGCCUCCACAUAGCGGAAAAGAGGUAUGCCGAGGAAGCCGCUCAGAUCGAGAACUGGUUCGUCUUCCCUGCCCUUGACAACCUUCAGGAGCUCGACAUCAACUUUAGGCAGCCGUUUCUCUCUGGACGUGAGAACCGUUACCCGCUGCCACCAUCCGUGUUCCGCUUAGCACCAACCCUCCUUGUGGCAAAAAUUGGCCUCUGCAAUUUCCCAAAUGAGAUUGUCCAUUCGCUGAGUUUUCCCUUGCUCAAGCAGCUCACCUUAUCUCGCGUCUCCAUUUCCGAGGAUGACUUCUCGGGGGUGCUCUCUGGCUGCCGUGUGUUGGGGUCGCUUAAAUUGCAGGGUAUUCGUGAUGUGAAUUGUCUCCGCAUUAGCUCGACAACUCUCAGGAUCAUCAUAAUCGCCUACUCUUUGUUUGAGAGGAAAGGAGAAUUGUUCAUUGAGGACGCCCCUUGCCUUGAAAGGCUGCUACUAGUUAAUCCGGGCUCAGGCGGUGAGACUAUCCGGGUAAUUAAGGCACCUAAAAUGGAGACAUUGGGCCUUUUGUCUGCCCGCAUCUCAGAAAUUGAGAUUGCUAAUAUAGUCUUCCAGAGAUUGAUCCCAUCCAGUUCGGAAGUCCCAAUAUGCACUGUAAAGGUUUUGGCUCUCCAUUUCUCUAGCCCUGAUUUGGAUGCAGUUCUUGACAUCCUUAGAUGCUUCCCGUGCUUGGAAAAGCUCUAUGUCUUUAGGCACUGUUUUACGAGGGCAGCAAUAAAAAAUGUGCCUCAGUAUGAGUCACUAGAUCCAAUCAAAUGCCUUGAGAGGCAUCUCAAAGUACUGGUGCUGAAAAAAUACAAAGGUGGUGAGGAAGAUGUUGGAUUUGUAAAGUUCUUCGUUUUGAAUGCGAAAGUGGUAAAGGAAAUCAACUUUCAAGUGUAUAAGAAGAUUGAUAUCAACAAGAAAUGGAUGACUGAUCAACUCAGGCUGCUAGAAGUGGAAAAUAGAGCUUCUCAAGACGCCCGAUUGAAAUUUGGAAGAAGUUGUGCUAGUUGGAUUCGCUGUUUGGAUCCCCAGGACUUGUCAAUUGCCGACCCUUUCAACUGUUGUUUUGUAGAUGCUCCUUCAGAAGCAUAUCUGUGAUCUGUCAAUGGUCUGAUACCUUAAGAUUGUGGUGUCUUAUGUCUGAAAGAAGAAUAUGGAUGCAACCUAGUUUAUUAUAGUUACAGUCAGCAGUGCAUGCUUGUUUUCUAGUUUAAAUCAGCGCUUCAUGCUUGUAUUGAAGACUGAAUUAUCCUUUUUUUUC